GUAAAAUUCGCUUCACUUUCUUUCAAAAGUACCGUACAGGAGUUCUUGAAACCGUCAUUUGUGAAGCUAUCCAGGAAGCAUGGCAACCACACCCAAUCCCACACUCAUAUAUUCUCCAAAAUCCUCGAUUCAGUUCACGAAGAUUCAAUUUUACAUUCACUCCAAACCCUUCAGAUCGUCGUCAUCCUCGAGGUCUGGUUCAUUCGCCGUCAAAUGUAGUAACCCCGUUACUGAUAAUGGUAGCGCCGACCAGAACAACAAUGGCGGGGGAUUGAAGAAUUUGCUGUCGGGUAUAGUCGACGACCGGGUAAACCAAUUGCUGAACAGCGAGGAAAAUAGAACUUUGUUAGAUGGAUUGGAUAAAGCUACACAGCGAGUUGAAUUGGCCAAGCAAGAACUUGCUCAGAUCGAAAAGCAGGAAAUAGAAAAUCAGAAGAUAAAAGAAUACAUCAAUCAACUCGAAUCCAGAGCUUCCGAGAUUGAGGAAUGCCAGAAGGAGUUAUCAGAAGCAAGAGCACUGGUUGAAGAAGCAGAACGCUCACUUGAAGGUGAAGUCGGAGAUAAAAAUCCUAUGAUGACAGAAACAGAAAGAGAAGCGAUGUACAAAAACAAAGAGAGAUUUGAAUCUGUAAAAGCUGCUUCUAUCUCCGCCAUAGUCGGCACCUUGGCAGGCUUGCCUAUUUCCUUAUCUCAGGCGACCGACGCAUCACAGUUAAUCCUUCCGUCAGUUAUUACUCUCAUCAGCUGUGCGUUAUUUGGUGUUACUUUCCGCUAUGCUGUUCGUCGUGACCUAGACAAUUUUCAGCUCAAAUCUGGAACGUCUGCAGCUUUUGGCUUUGUCAAAGGUCUUGCUACACUAGCAGGAGGACCACCAAUGGAGUUGGAAGCUGGUAGCAUAUUGUCGCAUACUUUCAGUGGUGCUGUUUUUGUAUCAGAAAAUCUUCUAAUCUUUCUGUUUGCUGGCGUUGGUUUGGAUUUCUGCAUUAAAUUGGGGAUUUUAAGUCCAUUUCCAAUUGAACCUUCAGUCCCUACCAUAAAAACGGAUUAAAGCAUCAAUUGUACGAGAAAACUUAUUAUAAAUACAACUUUUGUGAUGAAA
Lactuca sativa (garden lettuce) is the source of this 1099-nucleotide messenger RNA. RefSeq lists its product as uncharacterized. The record is from RefSeq and is a predicted model, not a curated record. NCBI's taxonomy places the organism in Eukaryota, Viridiplantae, Streptophyta, Magnoliopsida, Asterales, Asteraceae.